GUUUUAAUUAGUCUAUCAAGAAGAACGAAAGAAAGAAAGAAAUAUAAUGCACAAACGCGUUGGAGCCGCCACCACCAAUGGGCAUCCUGUUGUUGUCCCCAACGGUUUGUCGUCACCAAUGCCCACUCGCCAACAACAACGACGACGAAAAAAGCGUGUCAAGAGUCGCCCCAGUCAAAUAGUGGAAGAUUGGAUGGCACUGGUGUUGGGAUUUUUCAUUUUGAUUGGAUGUGCCUAUUGGAUAUUUGCCAAAAUCUGGUUGAACGCUAGUGGAAGUAGUGACAAUGUUAACUAUCAUUAUGGCAGCAACCCAGCUGACGACGAUCACACGCAACGCCAACACGACAAGGGUCGUCGACACAAAGAAGGCAAGAGUCCCAUGGCCGAUUUAAAGCCCAUUCCCAAAAACCACAUUCAUCCGUUGGAAGAAAGUCACGAUUUGGUAGGAGAUCGAUCCGAUCGCUACGCUCGAUUGCGCAAGCAUUACGACGAAUUGUUGCCCAAAGACUUUGAACGCUCCUUGACGUACGUACAACAAUUGCGAGAAAAUCAAUUAGCGUCCGACUAUAGUGUGGUACCCAUUAUUUCCCAUGAAAGUCACGGCAGUUUGCACCAGCAACGGCAUCGCAACUUUGGAAAUAAUAAUGGGGGUGAAGAAGAAGAAGCAGAAGAGGAGGAAGAAGGAGAGGAACAAAUUGAAGAAGAAAAAUCCGAAGCAGAAUUGCGCAAAGACGAAGUGUACGACAUUUACAAUUGUCCCGACGAUCCCGUUCCAGGAUACCCUUACGCGUGGCCCAUUAUGACCGUGUUGGAUAAUUGGUCUCCCGACAAUGUGGAAAUACCGGAUGUCAUUUACCAAGGACUUUGUGUAUUCGAUUAUGCCAAAGACUUUGACAAGGCCAUGAAUUAUCGAAACAAGGAAGUCCCGUUCAUCAUGCAAAAUGAUCCCGAAGUGGCCCGCACGGUGGAACGAUGGACGUAUCCCGGAUUCAUGAACGACCUCUUGAAAGGCGUGAAGCAUCGCGCCGAAUACAGUACCAACAAUCAUUUCAUGUACUCCUUGCCCGCACAGGAUGUCAAGCGACAAGCCCGCAAACACGGUCGCAUGUGGAAUAAAAUGCCCAAAGAUUGGAAACCUCCCACGGAAAUGUUGCGCAUGACAUACGAAGAGUGGCUCACAAAGGCCAACAUUACCGCACCUGCCAUUCAUCAUCCGGGAGAAGAAAAACAUAAGCCAAAACAAGAGGAAUCCAACAGUAACGAGGAAGAAGAAGUAGCGGGACCCGAUGAAGAACAUUGGUACUUUCGAUUGAUUGGAUGUGGUUUGACUGGACCUGACGGAUCUUGUGAUAAAGGAUCGUCGGAGUAUCUGUUUGAUGAAUUGCCAUAUUUCCAACCCGUCAACAAUCUGUAUUUGACCAAGGGAUCGCAACAAAAGGGAAUUCAUUGUCGGUUCGGAAUGAAAGGGGUGAUUGCUGAGAACCAUUUUGACGGGAGUCGAAAUGCCAUUGUACUGCUGGGAGGGAGUCGAAGAUACAUUCUUUCACAUCCGGAUCAAUGCGAACCGCUGUCAUUGUUUCCCAAUGGUCACCCAUCUGCGCGUCAUUCUCAGGUGGACUACACAAACCCUGAUUUGGAGAAAUUCCCACAAUUCGCCCAAGCCAAUGUUAACGAAGUGAUCUUGCAGCCAGGGGACGUUUUGUACCUUCCAACGCAUUGGUUCCAUUACAUUGUUUCACUCGAGCUGAACUUUCAAUGCAACACACGAAGUGGAAUCGGUUAUGAAUACGAAGAAGUCAUGAAUGAAUGCGGAUUCUAGAGUUGGAACGGUCCUUGAACGGGACAGCAGUCAUCAAUACGCAAAUCUCAACAAGUUUACAUUAGUUCAUUUCCUCCUCAAUUGCUGCCUUAGCCAGAAAGUAGCUUUUCACAACCAACCGCUGUGCAGAUCUGCGUUUUCCUGCAUGUAAAAUCACUGAUAUGAUGAACUCAGGCGGGGUCCAAGGCACUUCUCCUUCUUGGUAAAUCAGAUGUCGACUGUUUGAAACACAGUUGCUGUCUUCUUGCCACUUCCCUUGUUCUCCUCUCCAAGCUUCUUGUACCAUGUGAACUCGACGGCGGUGCCUGAAAUACAUGCUUGUUCGUAGGUUUCUCUUGACGAGAUCUUGUAUAAAAACGUUCGUGCAAAUUGAAGAUUCGAGUUCAAUCGUGUUUCCGAGGCGAAGCCGAGGAGCACGAUUUAACGAGGAGCUUAGGGCGAGGAUGGAGGCCAGAUCGAGGCGCGAAAGAAGGAAGGCCGAAGGCCUGGAAGAGCGACAAGAUCGCAGCCGACAUUCGAGACCGACAAGAGGCAGGGACGUCAUUUGUAUGUAAUCUGUCCAAUCCCUUUUCGAGGAGACAGUAACAGCGGCGCAGCAGAAGCACCAUGGUCGACAUUGUUGUUGUUGACCGACUUUGAGUACUGUUUACCGCUGAAACACGACUGAUGCAAAUUCCAACGACUUUUCUUUGAUCUUGAGAUUUGAACCAGUCUCUGUACAGUUUUCUCUAUAGUAAAUAAAUCCGCUGAAGGAAAGUUUCAACGUCUUUUCGAGAUUGACACUGUGUCGGUUAAGUAGUCCACUAUAAUCCACGAAAAAGAAGCUUUCCGCCUGCAGAACCACUGUUCAUAAUGCGAUUCAAAUUUUAACUAGGUAAAUGGAG
Seminavis robusta is the source of this 2703-nucleotide messenger RNA. The record is from the annotation of a GenBank genome assembly. Lineage: Eukaryota; Bacillariophyta; Bacillariophyceae; Naviculales; Naviculaceae.